GGAAGAUAUCUUUCGGCUUUGCCGCCAGGUUGCUGUACCUGAUCACUCACCUAGGCAACAUCCUCACGCUUAUGGUGUGUGGCUGUUUAGGUCGUGUACUUCGUAGUCGGUUGUGCUCUAAACACGAGACGCUGCACGUUUGGACCUCCUGAAAUCCCACCCAUGAUCGCGGCCAAUCGUGCGCUCAUUCUGUACACAUUUCCCGAGUUGCUAUUAGAUCCUCUACUUUCUGUACUUUUUUUUAAAAGAAAAAAAGAAAAAAAGACACUGAUCUAGGUGAUACAAGACCACAGCAUCAUCAGUGCGAUGUAUCGUCUGCCAUUCUUUUCCUAAGUCGCAGACUCAGCUGCCUCCAUCUUCUCUCUCACUUUGAUCCUUCGGAUUUCUUACUAUUAUGUUCGUUCGUUCGUUGGCAGGACCUUCGCUCUUUUUUUUUCUUUAUUGCUUUUCUCAGUUCGUUCUUAUUUUAUUUAUGUUUAAUUUGUACCAGGUGGUAGGCAUUUGCAUUGAACAUGCACUUUGUGACCUUUUUCCUAUUGACAACGGUGUCUACUGUACUUGCCAAAGUCCAAUAUUUAGGAGUCGCUAUAGCAGGAGGAGACUUUGGGUGCCAGAUCGACGGUUCAUGUCCCACAGGCUCGACACAACUUCCACUUGGUAACGAUGGGGUUGCGCAAAUGAAACACUUUAUCGAAAAUGACAGCAUUAACAUCCUGAGGCUACCGGUAUCAUGGCAGUUUCUUGUGAACAACCAACUUGGCGGAGAUCUCGACAAGACCAAUUUGGCGAAAUACGACCAACUCAUGAAGGCCUGUCUUUCAACUGGAGCAUACUGUAUGAUUGACAUACACAACUUCGCACGCUGGAAUGGUGGCAUUAUCGGACAGGGCGGUCCAACGGACGCCCAGUUUAUCAGCCUUUGGACCCAGUUGGCGUCCAAGUAUGCUGACACGGAAAAAGUCGUGUUUGAGCUCAUGAACGAACCGCACGACCUUAACAUCAAAAUCUGGGCGAAUACUUGUCAAAAGGCAGUGACAGCAAUCCGGGGAGCCGGCGCUGGGGCGCAAAUGAUUUUACUGCCCGGUAGCUACUUCGAUAGUGCGGCGACGCUUCCCGAUGAUGGAGGUGCGAACCAGUUGUUGGACAUCAAAAACCCUGACGGGACUACGGAUAACCUGUUGCUUGAUAUUCAUAAGUACUUGGACGAAGAUAAUUCUGGGACGCAUGCGGAAUGCACGACAGAUAACAGCGAUGCGUUCACUGCUCUUGCGCAGUUCCUGAGAGAAAAGGGGCGGAAGGGCUUUAUUAGUGAGACUGGAGCAUCAACGGAUGCCUCUUGCCUCACUGCAUUUUGUGCCCAAAAUAGACUGAUUAAUGAGCAUUCGGAUGUCUUCGUGGGCCUAGUUGGUUGGGGUGCUGGCAGCUUCGAUACCUCGUACAUCCUUAGCUUAACACCAUUUAAACAGAACGGGGUUUUGAUUGACAACGAAAUAAUGUCACAAUGUCUCGUGGCAACCUGGGCCAAUCCCAACGAUACGGGAGCGAGCAAUUCUGAGCCUUCGAUAGGGCUGCCGUCUGUAUCACCGACGUCUUCUUUAACCUCCGCCGGCACUGGAUCCUCUACGAAAGUCUUGCUUACUGCGGCCACACCUGCAACCACAACUAUGCCCAAGGAGUCUGAACAGGCCAAGGUCAACGAGCCAGUAAUCACGGUCCAAAUCGCGUCUGACAUAACCGUACUGAGGACUGAAUCAAUACCGUCGACGUUGAUAACUGCACCGGGCACGCCCGGGGAUCGAUCAUACAGCAUCACCUUAGCAAAGUCGACAUCGACCACGCAGGCCCCAACUUUAACGCCGAGCGCGACUCCAAGCAGCGGGACAUGUUUAGUGAAAAAUAGGAGGUUGAUAUUCUGGAUUUGCGUGGUGCUAUCAUCGGUGUUAUAAUUCACUGCUAUGACCUAUAAACGGUCAUUGAUGUUGUGAUAUUAUUUCGGUAUACAGGAACCUGAGGUGCAAUUGUAUAAUAUAAUUAUAUAAUUACCAGGUUAGAAUUUAAUGACUUUCCGUGACGAGAAAUUAAUUGACG
This is a messenger RNA of Hypoxylon fragiforme, 2088 nucleotides long. RefSeq names its product glycoside hydrolase family 5 protein. The transcript has 5 exons. Lineage: Eukaryota; Fungi; Ascomycota; Sordariomycetes; Xylariales; Hypoxylaceae. Gene Ontology annotation, biological process: glucan catabolic process. The record is from RefSeq and is a predicted model, not a curated record. Gene Ontology annotation, molecular function: hydrolase activity, hydrolyzing O-glycosyl compounds. The coding region runs from base 513 to 1946 and encodes 477 amino acids.